Molecule: messenger RNA, 2845 nt
Organism: Danio rerio (zebrafish)
Lineage: Eukaryota; Metazoa; Chordata; Actinopteri; Cypriniformes; Danionidae
Source: RefSeq, a predicted model, not a curated record
UAAAACAAACAAACAAAAUGUUGCAUUCAAUACAAAAGACGAUUCCUUUUAAAGGCAUUUCCCAACCUGUCCCAAUCAUUUUCCCUCUUCCUAGUUUGGGCAUCUCUGGUGUAAAUGAUAAUUCCCGAUAUCUAUACAGACAUUAUUCAUUGGCAUCUUAUGUCAGUGUUCUAAAAUUAGCCAUCAUUUAUGACUGGAUAUCAUGUGACUUUGGUCAAACUAUCUAUAUAAGCUCACCUUUUAUUACAAGUUUCAAUAAUCUUAACGUUUUUAUGAGCUUAAUGUUUAACUAUAAACAUCUCCAAAUAAGGAACUUCUGUGCGCACUGGCACCCUAUAGGACAACGACCAGGUUGAACGCCUUAUAAAAGCCUUUGGCACUUUGUUGUUUUCAUUCGGAUGAAUUCAGCUCUUCCAGUCUGCAUUUAACGAUAUAAUACUAACAAUAACAUGGCAGAGCAGAGUCCAUUACUCACGGUUUAUCCUUCAAGUUGCUUGGUUGAUGAGAAAAUUGAAGUCGAAGUGAAAGGCUUACCUGCAGACUCCAAAGUCACAGUUCACGCGCUCGUUCGCUCAGACGAUGGAGACGACUGGGAAGCGUUUGGCCACUACACUAGUGACCCUUCAGGGACAGUUAAAGUUUCUAGAGAUAAAAGUGUCGGUGGCACAUUUGAGGGAAUUGAAGCCAUGGGUCUGCUGUGGAGUAUGAGACCCGUUCCUGAAACUAAACCCGGUCGCAGGUUUCGUAAGACCAAUGUUCAGACACCAGUUAAAGUGGUGUUUUCUGUGCAUGAAGGACAUCUUGAUAAAGGCUUCAAGCAUCGCACUCCUCUCUCAUCCACUGCGGCUGAACGCUGGUAUUUGACUCCUGAAGUCCAGAGGGUUGAAGUCACAGAGGGGGAAAUAAAGGGGACGCUCUUCAUUCCUGCAGGUUCUGGGCCGUUUCCUGCAGUUCUGGACCUGUGGGGGGGGCAGGGGGGUCGAGUCGAGUAUCGCUCUGCUCUUCUGGCGUCUCAUGGCUACGUCUCGCUGGCCCUCGAAUACGUCGGACUGUUGAACGCUGCAGGUGAACUCCAGCAUGCCGACAACAGUUAUUUUGAGGCUGCCUUCACAUUCCUACAAAAACACCCCAGAGUUUGUCCUGAUAAAGUGGCUGUGAUGGGGAUGUCAUUUGGGGUCUCUGUGACACUGGGUUUGACUGCAUACUCAGAAAUCGUAGAGCCCAAGUGUGUUGUUUGUGUAAGUGGGAGUCACAUUAUGCCUCUCAAAGGAUCUUUGGCUGAUGUCUAUGCAGCACUACAACAGAACGUACACAAAAUCCGCUACGAUGAAAAGAUGAGAAUAAUUUGGCGGGAUCUGUUGCUACCAAUACCAGAUGACCCAUCACAGAAGGUCAAGAUGAGUGAAAUCAAAUGCCCUGUUUUACUAAUCGCUGGUGAGGAUGAUCAGAACUGGCCAGCUUCAGAAUCUGCAGCAGAUAUGAGGAAGAUGAUGGAGAAGGCUGGAAACAGCCACCUUCUCACUGUCCUCUCCUAUCCGGGAACUGGACACCUUAUUGAACCGCCCUACAGCCCCCAUGUGCGGUUCAGUGACUUCAAGUUAUUGGAGGCGAAGACCAAAGUGGUGGUGCUUUGGGGAGGAGAGACGGAGCCUCACAGUCGAGCUCAGGAGGAGUCCUGGAAGAAAACUCUGGCUUUUCUGGAGGAACAUCUUUAUGGCAACAGCAGAGAAGUUACAAGAAUGUGACCUUCAUGUGAAUAUAUAUCCCGAAAACUGUCACCAUCUCCCACAGCGGCGCGGAUCAAAGCCCCGACGUGUGUGAAGCUGCUGCCAGAAUCAGAAAGGCCUGCCAGAACAUCUGACACCAGUAAAUCUGCAUCCACAGCAUUAGCAGAUUCACUACAUGAAGUUAUUGAUGUCGACGCCAGACACUGAUGAUAACAUUUGUCUCAUUUGUCCGUGUGCAGAAUGAAAGCGAUAUCAGGAGUGACACGGCUGCUAAUCACAGCUGGUUAUUUCCUGGGGGGAAAAAAAAAGUUGGGUUUCUACAGAGGAAAAUAAGCUCAUAACAUCUGAACACAAUGGGGGAAAAAAAACUGUUGUUGUUUUGGAGCAGGUUGGGACCACAUUGCAUCAGAUUUUAUUGCGUCACAUAUUUUAAGUGUUAUACAUUAACACAGAAUCACAAACAAUAUUGUUUAUGUAGGAACAAAGGCAUUUAUUUUUAUUACUUUUGUGUCUUUAUUUUUUAUUAGAAAAAUGGUUAGACUUACAACAUAUUAAUCAAUCUUUUUCUGUUGUAUAAAAGCACAUUUGACCUGACACACUUCCUCUUUUUUUACUGUGCUGCAUACUUUUUAGAAGAACUGCUGACUAGUGGAAAAAGCGGUAUAAGAACAAAUUUAGGUUUGUUCCAGACUGCUGUCUGGACAUGUCCCAAGUUGACAUGAUCUUUGUAGAAGUUGUGAAAUAUAUUAAAAAUGUACGUAAUUGUUCAGUUCUGUAUGCAGAGAAGGGUUGCGGAAAGAGGAAGUAUGUCUAGGGGUUACAAAGAGCCAAAGGACUGCAGAAUGACUGAUAUGUGACGUUAAACCAAAACUUCACCUGUUAAGAUCAAUUGUGUAUGUAUGCUAGAGUCAGGAAAUGUAUGUUAGUUGCGAACCUCUUGAAUGUAAUUCUUGCAUUGCGUUGGGGUAAUGUAACCCAGAGCUCUGUCAUCGAAUUAUUCAUUGGUAUCUAAUAAAUUACUAAUAUUUUUGGCAUUGAAGAAAACCCUCUCAAGACCUUUUCUUAUUCAACACGCAUGGAAUUGGCUUGAUAUUCCAACAUUUACAAUAUCACAAUUA